Messenger RNA from Epithele typhae, 1137 nucleotides. Its product is annotated as oxidoreductase family protein. Gene Ontology annotation, cellular component: cytoplasm. The transcript has 5 exons. Lineage: Eukaryota; Fungi; Basidiomycota; Agaricomycetes; Polyporales; Epitheliaceae. Gene Ontology annotation, molecular function: nucleotide binding; oxidoreductase activity. The record is from RefSeq and is a predicted model, not a curated record. Bases 1 to 1137 code for a protein of 378 amino acids. Gene Ontology annotation, biological process: NADPH regeneration.
AUGACUGCUUCACCCACCCGUCUCGCUCUCCUCGGCGCCGGUAUCUUCGCCAAGGAAAGCCACCUCCCCGCCCUCGCCCAACUGGGCAGCACCGAAGUCACCCUCGUCGCCGUCUACUCGCGCUCCGAGGCCAGCGCCUCCUCCCUCGCCGCCGACGCCCAGACCGCCCUCGGCCUCGACGCCCCGCCCGCGGUGUACCACGACGACCCGAAGGCCCCGUCCGCAUCCGCCUCGCUCGACGCCCUCCUCGCGCGCGCCGACAUCGACGGCGUCGUCGUCGUCCUCCCGAUCACCGUCCAGCCCGCGAUCAUCCUCAAGGCGCUCGCCGCGGGCAAGCACGUCCUGAGCGAGAAGCCGGUCGCGCCGGACGUCGAGCGCGGGCGCGCGCUCAUCCGCGAGUACGAGGGCAAGUACGUGCCCAAGGGGCUCGUGUGGCGCGUCGCGGAGAACGAGGAGGCGGAGCCGCCGCACGUAGCGGCCCGCAGGUUCAUCCAGGAGGGGAAGAUCGGCAAGGUGACGUUCUUCAGCGCGCGCGUGGUGGGCUAUGUGGAUGAGAAGAGCAAGUACUGGAAUACCCCGUGGAGGACUGUCCCUGACUAUCAGGGUGGUUUCUUGCUUGAUGGUGGUGUCCACACGAUCGCCACGCUCCGCGUCGUCCUCGGCGACGCGCCCAUGGCGCGCCUCGCCGCGCACGCCUCGCUCACGCACGACAUCCUCCCGCCCCACGACACGAUCCACGCGCUCGUCGCGACCGCCUCCGGCGCGCACGGGCUCGUCGAGCUCUCGUGGGGCGCGCCCGUGCCCUCGCGCGCCGCGCGCGCGGCGGGCGGGAUCGCCGUCACCGACACCGACGGCUGGCUCGAGGUCGGGCGCGCGGCGGGCGGGGACGCGGUGCGGUGCGUCGCGCGGUGCGCGGUGCGCGACGCGCGCGGCCGCGUCGCGGGGGAGACGGAGGAGGUCGUGGAGGCGGAGCGCGCGGGGGUGCGGCGGGAGAUCGCGAGCUGGCUCGCGGCGGUCCGCGGGGAGGACGACGGGAUCAACGGGCCGCGGGGGGCGUUGGCGGACGUGGCGUUCAUCGAGGCGGCGCUGAACAGCGGGGGGAAGGAGGUCGAUUUGCUGGAGCUGGCCAAGGUGUGA